Messenger RNA from Linnemannia hyalina, 1017 nucleotides. The record is from the annotation of a GenBank genome assembly. Lineage: Eukaryota; Fungi; Mortierellomycota; Mortierellomycetes; Mortierellales; Mortierellaceae.
AUGAACGUCAAAGACGGCGAGCUGCUCUUCAUCAACUUCAACCAAGACUUCAGGCAUCGCCAAUCCACCAUUUGCGAGCUGACAUUCCCAACGUCCAUCCUCUCGGUCAAGCUCAACAGAAAGCGGCUCAUUGUUGUGCUGGAGGACCAAAUCUACGUAUACGACAUCAGCAACAUGAAGUUGCUCCAUACCAUCGAAACCAGCCCCAACCCUCAAGCCAUUUGUGCCCUUUCACCAUCGAGCGAAAGCUGCUACCUCGCAUACCCUUCCCCAACACCUUCACCCACCUCGCCCUUCUCCAAGCAUGGACGCGAUGAUUCUCAUGGACCUUCGGGCGACGUGCUGAUUUUCAAUGCUCUGACUCUCCAAGUCGUCAACAUUGUUCAGGCCCACAAGACCUCCGUCUCCAACAUCUCUAUUAACUCUGAAGGAACCAUGCUCGCCACAGCGAGUGACAAGGGAACGGUCAUUCGGAUUUGGUCGAUACCUAAUGCUCAAAGGCUGUACCAGUUCAGACGCGGAUCACAUUCGGCACGGAUAUAUUCACUCUCCUUCAACCUUGUCAGUACCCUCCUCUGCGUCUCGAGUGAUACUGAUACAGUGCACAUUUUCAAGCUGGGAGGAGGAACGAGCCCCAACAACAGCCAACGGAAUGGAGGACUCUUGGACGGAUCUCUGGACUUUAAAAAGUCAGGAAUGGGAUCGGUUCUUCGACGUCAGUCGAUGCACUUUGGGCGGAAUCUUGCUGGAAGUGUCGGCUCCUAUCUUCCAGGCGCCAUUACCGAGAUCUUUGAACCCUCGCGAGAUUUCGCCUACCUCAAGUUGCCAAGUGCCGGUGUCCAGAGCGUCAUUGCUCUCAGCAACACAACGCCGCAGGUGAUGGUAGCAACGUCGGACGGAUAUCUUUACCAGUACAACAUCGACCUCGAGAACGGCGGACCAUGUGUCCUUCUCAAGCAAUAUAGUUUGCUGGAUACGAGCAGCGACGAGUAUGGAAACCCCCCUGGAUCUGAUUGA